UCUCAUAAAGCAAACACAACACAGACGUACAGCACAUCUUCGUUAUAGGUUUGUUCGACGAAACAAAAGAAACAUUGCAUUUCAAUAGUAUAAUAUCCAGGUUUUUUUAGAAACAUUCUUCCAAUCCUAAAACAAACAUGAAGAUAUUUUUGUGUGUCUUAACGGUUGGUCUGCCGUUUUUAAUGGCGCAAACUGUGAACUCGGAUGAAGUAAAAAAUGAAAUCGAUGACUUAACCAUCGACUUAGGGUACUUAGGGUCAUCCAUUUACGGCAAGCCGAGCAAGGAAACAGGGAAAAGGGUGGCCGCGUGGAAGAAGGGCAGUGCGCAGAACCCCGAGGAGCUUGGCGAGUACGCUGAAGGAGACAUCCUGCACUUACGCAAGGACCGUAUCGGGAUGAGGUUUACUUCUCGAUGGCGCGAUGGAAUUAUACCGUUCGAUUUCAGCCCUGAUUACUCGUUUGAAGACAAGCUAAUUAUAUCGCGAGUUAUUGCUGAAUUCACGAACUUGACUUGUUUGAAAUUUACACCUAAGAUUUCAAGUGAUACCAAUUAUGUACAAUUCACUAUGGAAAAUUCUGGAUGUUGGUCGUCCGUGGGCCAAGUCGGAGGAAAACAAAAUAUAAAUUUGCAGUACCCAAAUUGUUGGAUGGGCGUGGGGACAAUCGAACACGAAAUGCUUCACGCUGUUGGAGUUCUACACGAACAAACCAGACCAAACAGAGAUGAAUACAUCACCGUUCAUGAUGAGAAUAUCGAUAAGGAUGCCAUAAGUAAUUUCAACAAGUACUCUGAAGUAUUAGUAAACGACUUCGGAGUAAGCUAUGACUAUGGCAGUGUAAUGCAUUAUUCGCGCAAGGCGUUUUCCACAAACGGCAAAGACACUAUUGUUCCAAAGAAACCAGAUGUGGUUAUAGGCCAACGAGUUGGAAUGAGCAUUAAGGACCUGGAAAAAGUUAACAAGAUGUACAAAUUCAACUGGACUGAAUUUCGCUCGAAGACCAUAGACAUGAAGUUGUUUUUAUGUUUGUUGGCGGUGGGCGUACCGCUUGUCUUGGCGCAGCCAGUCAACUUUCGGGCGGAGGCAGACGAAAACGAACUAGACGGCGCCGAAGCGGGCGAAGAUGACCUGUACUCCGAGCUGGUGCACUUAGGUGCGUCCAUUUUCGGGACGCCAGACAAGAAGUCUGGAGAAAAGGUGUCAACGUGGAAGGAGGGCAGCGCGUAUAAUCCGGAGGAGUUGGGCGAGUACGCCGAAGGUGACAUAUUGCAUCCGAUCGGCGAGGGUCGUAAUGGGUUAAAAGCCACGUCGUCCCGGUGGCCAAAAGGAAUCAUACCAUACGAAAUCAGCCCUUACUUCUCGUCCAGUGAUAGACAAAUGAUAAUGUCCGCUAUUGAAGACUAUAAGAAGCUCACCUGUCUGAGAUUUACUCCUAGAACUUCAGGCGAUAGAGAUUACGUAUACUUCACUAACGGUAACACCGGCUGUUGGUCAUCAGUCGGCAAAAUCGGAGGCAGACAAGAGGUGAACCUCCAAAGUCCAGGCUGUUUAACCAAAAAAGGAACAGUUAUGCACGAAAUGCUUCAUGCCGCUGGAUUUAUGCACGAACAGAAUAGGCCUGACAGGGACAAGUACGUUACCGUCAACUACAACAACAUCCAAUCAGGCCGAGAAAAUAACUUCGAAAAAGCUCAGAGUUCAAUGAUAGACGACCAAGGAGUGGGUUAUGAUUAUCGCAGUGUAAUGCAUUAUUCGUCGAAUGCGUUUUCUAAAAACGGCCAAGCCACUAUUGAUCCGAAAACACGAGGAGUGACUAUGGGACAACGAGAUGGUCUGAGCAGAAAGGACGUGCAAAAAAUUCAAAAGAUGUACAAAUGUAAGAGCAAGCGACAACACACAUCUUCGUCUAGUGAUGAUUAACUCUAGCAAAUUACUCAUUAGUGUACCGGACUCUGGUUAAGUUGUUAUGUUAAAAAUAAUUUCUUUAAAAAUAAAUACCUACCUAAUGUAAAAAUGUGUACAAUUUUAUAAUUACAAAUAUUUAUUAUAAUUGUAUUUUUUUGUUAAAAUGUAUCACUAUAGUAUGGGUUUUUCUGUUUUAUUAUUUAAAUAUAUAUAAUUUAUUUCCCGUUGUGAUAUAAUGGUGAUUUAUACAAA
Molecule: messenger RNA, 2156 nt
Organism: Adelges cooleyi (spruce gall adelgid)
Lineage: Eukaryota; Metazoa; Arthropoda; Insecta; Hemiptera; Adelgidae
Exons: 11
Coding region: 138-1919 (593 amino acids)
Biological process (GO): proteolysis
Molecular function (GO): metalloendopeptidase activity; zinc ion binding
Source: RefSeq, a predicted model, not a curated record